AGAAAUUCCAAGUAGGCACAAGUAGCCCUGCUCCCUGCUGCACAACAACUAAGCAAUUCCUCCAGGCAAUUCGUGGAUGUGAUUAAAAAAAAAAGAUGAGUGAAGAAAACAAAUCUGAUGUAUUGUCUGUGUCAGAGCAGCAGCCAAAAGCAGAGGGAAAGAAACUGCAGUUUAACUUAAUACACAAUUACCCGCAGAAGAACGCGGAGCUACUGAGCAGUCAGUAUGGCUUCAAUAUAUUUUUGGCUGGACUCCUGCUGAUGUUCGCUUGGGCGAUCCAUGCCGUGGGAAUUACAGACAGAGACCUGUUGUCUUAUCUCAUUACCUUGAUGUUGAUUCAAAUGAUCUGGAUGUUGUGGUACAUUUUUCGAAGUCAGUCUCUUCAACGGUCCAUCAUAGAGAAAGACACAGAUGCCGGCGCAAGGUGGCUCAGAUGUGGCAUCACACUGUUUGCUGUUAUCACCCUUAUAUUGGAUUCUUUCAAAAUUGGAUAUUAUAUUGGCUAUUCAGAGUGUCUCUCCAUAACCGAAGGAAUCUUUCCAGUUACUCAUACGAUACACACCCUUCUACAGGUUUACUUCUUGUGGUUUCAUGCCAAGGACAUCAUUCAGUCAUUUAAAACACUUGAAAGGUUUGGUUUGAUCCAUGCUGUGUUUACAAAUCUCCUCCUCUGGUCAAACGGAAUUCUAACGGAAUCAAAGCACGAGCUAAAUGAACACAAGGAGAGGCUGAUCACCCUUGGAUUUUCCAACAUCACAAUAGACCACCAUACUCCUGAAUGCAACUGCACCUCCAGUGUAUGUUCCAUAUUUUCACAAGGAAUUUACUACCUCUAUCCAUUUACAAUAGAGUACCAUAUUCUGGCCUCCACCAUGCUAUAUGUCUUGUGGAAGAAUAUCGGGCGUACAGUGAAGCACCAUCAACAGCAGAAAAUCCAUUUUAAAUUCCAUGGCAUAACCAUUGGUACAAUUUUGGGUCUGAUUGUUCUAACCACAACAGUUGCAGUUCUGGUGGUAUACCUCAUCCAAAUUGGACGUUCAAAGAGGAAGAGUGAGCUAGCGCUUAAUAUGUUUUACCUUUAUGCUAUUACAGUGUUAACUCUUAUGUGCACGUCGGCUAUCAUUGGCCUUAUUAUAUACCGACUGGAAAAUAAGUCACUGGAUGACAGCGAGAGUCCUGCUAAGAAACUGGACUCGGAUCUUUUAGUUGGCUCUGCAUGUGGCUCUUGGCUUAUAUCUUGGGGAUCCAUAUUAGCCAUCAUCUGUGCAGAGACCCAUCCAGAAUACACGUGGUAUAAUUUGCCCUACUCCAUACUGGUCAUAAUAGAAAAAUACAUUCAGAAUUUAUUCAUAAUCGAAUGCAUACAUCGCAAAGAGGAAGAACCAACAGAUGACAGAUCUAUUGAAAGAAUCUUUACUGUAUCCACACGAAGCACUCUUUCCCUUGCCUCCUCUUCGUAUGACGUUUUCAGCGACUCUGUGACCAUCUGCAACAAAGAGUUUCCUUAUAUUUCCAAUUCAGACGUGCCCAUUGCUGAAGACCGCGCAGAGGAACAGAGGAAUCAAGACAAUAAUAACUCCAUUAGACUAACGCCAUGUAAGGUUUCAAUUCACACCACCAGACAGGAAAAACUCAACAAAAAGAGAAGAGUCUUGAAAAACAUUGCAGCAUUUUUGUUCCUCUGCAAUAUUUCACUCUGGAUCCCUCCAGCCUUUGGAUGCCGGCCUCAGUAUGACAAUGGAUUGGAGGAAAUUGUUUUUGGUUUCGAACCCUGGAUUACCGUUGUCAAUCUUGCCAUGCCUUUCUCCAUCUUCUACCGCAUGCAUUCUGCAUCUUCCCUGUUUGAGGUUUAUUGCAAAGCCUAAUACCAACAAUAAAUGAAGAGAGAGGAAAAAAAGGAUUUUUGGACCUUAUUGAUGGUUACUUGUUAAUAAUAUUAAUGUGGUGUAACAUUUACCUGCAGACGCUUAAUGGUGUGUUGAAAGGUGCUUUCCGAUACCUGGGUUUUUGCUGCCUGAAUGCAGUCAUUAGUAGGCCUCACAUGUUCCCAAUCACAAUGUAUGUUAUGUUUCUAAAUUACAUUCCAGAUAAUACUUUAAUAAUGAAGACAAUUCCACCAUAUCGUAUGUCAUUAUAUUGGCUAGUGUACAGUGCGCCCCCAUAUUAUUUUUAAUGAUAUGCAUAUUAUAAUAAAUUCAUUUUAAUCUUUUUACAAUGACAGCCAUUGACAUAUAAUAGUUAUUGUGUAUAACAGCCCGCUUUCAAUCAGAUCCAGCAGAUCAGUCUCUGUUCAGUUAUCUGUACGGUGUCCUGCAGGCAUGGCAUUAUGGGAAACCAGUAGAUUUUUGGUCAACAGCCACUAGAGGGCAUAUAUUGAACAUCCGGGAUUUAUUUUUUUUCUACACCUGGGGCAGUGGUCACCUGUUAAAAUAAGUGAUGCCACAAUUGAACACAAUGGAAGCUAAUAGAUGCUACUUUCAACAAAUAUUUAUUGUUUGCUAUUUGUAUUUAUUAAUCUGCUAGUGAAUUGUAAAUGCAUUUUCUCUGCAUAAAAGAGAUUGUAAUCGUAUCUUUCUUUCAUUAUUGUCCACUUGGAAUCUUCAGAUGGAAUAUUUAAGACAAAGGUGAAAGGACAAGCAAAGUGUUAUUCCUUAGGAGGGAUUAUUUUGUGUCCGGCUUUCUCCAUCUGCUGCCAAACAUUAUAAUGUGUGUGUGCCACUUAUCUAAUCUAAGGGAGUUGUAGUAAUGGGGCAAACAUUUUCCACUCU
This is a messenger RNA of Xenopus laevis (African clawed frog), 2768 nucleotides long. It is a transcript of the gene otop1.L, whose product is annotated as otopetrin 1 L homeolog. NCBI's taxonomy places the organism in Eukaryota, Metazoa, Chordata, Amphibia, Anura, Pipidae. The record is from RefSeq and is a predicted model, not a curated record. The transcript is spliced from 7 exons. Bases 96 to 1865 code for a protein of 589 amino acids.